Dracunculus medinensis (Guinea worm) is the source of this 1200-nucleotide messenger RNA. The record is from the annotation of a GenBank genome assembly. Lineage: Eukaryota; Metazoa; Nematoda; Chromadorea; Rhabditida; Dracunculidae.
AUGAUAUCGAAGCUCGGUUGGACAACAAUUGAAGACGUAUUACAAUUACAAAAUUAUGAAAAACAAACACCGUUACAUUUAGCAUGUUUGCAUUUAAAUUUAAAUGCGGUACGAAUGCUUAUAACAAAAGAUUUUGAUAAAAUUAUCGCUAAAAUAUUUUCGUAUCGAAAAAGGAAAUUCGUUUCUCAAUGUUUGAAAAAAACAGCAAUUACGACAAUCGGUUGGAAUUUGAAAAAAGGUAUAAUUGUGCAUGAAAUGGCUAGUAUUCCAUGUGUUUGUCAAAACUUGGUCUUAAAAAAUGACUGCUUUAAUACUAAAAGAAUUUCUUAUAAUAUCGACCACGAAGAUAUCGAUGCACCACGUCGUCGAUGCAGUCACUGUGAUGAAGCUAUGAUGAAUAUUGUUAAAUUAAUAAGCGAACAUUAUCCAAAUAUUAAAUUCAUUCGUGAUAAAAAAGGACAAACUUCCUUGAUGCGCGCUGUUAUACAUGAUUCGAUCGAAAUUUUUAAGGCGAUUGAUAGUAAUUUUCAUACUGCAUUGCAUCAUGCAGCAACAAGAGGUUUAUCGAGACAAGUGGUAAUAUUAUUGGCAAAUGGUGCAUCACCAAUGGCUCAAGAUGGCUGUGGAGCGACACCAAUGCAUUAUGCCGCAGUUCAUGGAUAUACUUUAUGCCUCAAACUACUUUAUAAAGCCAGUCAACUGAUUGAUAAAUCGACGAAAAAUGGACACACAUCGUUUAUGUGGGCCGCAAUGAACGGUAUGAAUAAUUCGUUGAAAGCAAUGCUUUAUAUAAAUCCAAUGAUAAAUCGUAAAGAUGAGGAUAAGAAUAAAUCAACGGCGCUACAUCUUGCUGCUAUGAAAAAUUUUCCUGGCACGGUUGAAUUACUUAUCAAGAACGGAUGGUUUAUUGAGGACAGAAAUAAUAACGGUGACACUGCAUUUCUUUGCGCUUCAUCAUCAGGUAAUCUCGCUGCCAUACAAUUUUUGAUUAACGACGAUGCCAAUAUAUUUGCUCGAAAUAAGAAUUCCCGAGGAAAAACUGCUUUACAUCUUGCAAUUGAAUCAUUAGCUGUGCAAUGUGUUUAUCAGCUUAUCGAGAAUGGAGCGAAUGUUCGUAUUAAAGAUAGCGAUGGAUGGGAUUCUUUAAUGCUAGCUAUUAAAUCAGGUUCUUGGCCAAUUUUAAAGAUGAUUUUAAGGUAA